Molecule: messenger RNA, 659 nt
Organism: Cryphonectria parasitica EP155
Lineage: Eukaryota; Fungi; Ascomycota; Sordariomycetes; Diaporthales; Cryphonectriaceae
Exons: 1
Coding region: 7-405 (132 amino acids)
Source: RefSeq, a predicted model, not a curated record
UCUGCGAUGGAAGCCUCUUCAGCCAAGAAAGGCAAGGCCGCAGCUUCGGGUCAUAGUAGCAGCAGCAACUACAACAACAACGGCGCCGGCGCAAGUAGCAGCAAGUCAGCCUCUGCAGCACCGCCGUGGGCCAACCUGCCCAAGGCACAGGACAUUGUCCGCUGCCCGCAGAUCAACUGGGCCCAAUAUGCCAUCGAGGGCGAGGCGCUCAACAAGCUGCACAACGAGCAGCUUUCGCGCCCUACGCUUGGGACGCCUGCCUUGAUGGCUGCCAACGGGACGUUUGAGUUUACAGGGGCGGCAAACCCAGAUGACGGGAAGAGGGUCGAGGGGAUCUCUGCGCCCUUUAACCCGCUGCGGGAUAGGAAGCCCUCAAAGGGCAAGGGCCCCCGGCGAGGCGCAUAAACAGCUCGCUGGUAGUCACAGGGGGGAGAAAGAAGGUCAGUUGAAGAGAGAAUGAAGAUAUGGAAAUAUCGAGGGGUCACCACACGGGAUAUACGGUUGAGCCCGGAUGGUGAUUCGAAGACUCUCGAGUCGGUGACAUGUUUUUGUGACUUGUGCUUUUCAACAGCGAGAGGCGAGCAGAUUGAUUUGGCAAGGCGUUGGGGCUCCAUGCUUCAUUUCAAAUUCAGGUCCAGCAACAGAUCAAGAAAUACCAC